This is a messenger RNA of Cicer arietinum (chickpea), 985 nucleotides long. RefSeq names its product protein CURVATURE THYLAKOID 1B, chloroplastic-like. The record is from RefSeq and is a predicted model, not a curated record. NCBI's taxonomy places the organism in Eukaryota, Viridiplantae, Streptophyta, Magnoliopsida, Fabales, Fabaceae. Gene Ontology annotation, cellular component: chloroplast thylakoid membrane; thylakoid.
UAAAUUUGAAAUAUAAUUUGAAAAAGGUGAACCAGGAAGUUCCUAUCCAAUGAAACACCAUAAAAGGCCUAUCUUGUAGCCAAGUCAGCAAGAGUCUAUCCGGAUGAAAAAAAGAAAUGAGUGGCUCAGCACUUGAAACAUUAACAAGCCAAGAAAAUAUCUAAUCUAUAUUCUCUCCUCUCCUCACACUAAUAAUCAGUAAUUAGCAAUGUCUUCCUCAACCUCAUCUUCCACUUUCUCUAUAUCCUCUUCAUCCACACUUAUUGAUGGCAAGCAUCCCUGCAGACAAUCACCAGCUUUAUCUCCACAAUGUGUUAGCCUUCCAACUCUUCCACCUCCACCUGUUCACUCUCACACUCGUCCAUGGAAGACCACUGCUUUCUGUCGCAAGAUUGGUCGGAAUGUUAUGUCAAUGGCUUCAAGUGCGACAACAGAGGCAGAGGCAGAGACAGGCAUAACAGCAGUUGAAGAGGUUGCCACAAGUGACCUCAGUGAUUCUGCACCAGAAUUAAUAAAGACAAUUCAACAAGCUUGGGACAAAGUUGAAGACAAAUAUGCAGUGAGUGCAGUAGCUGUAGCUGGUGGUGUUGCAUUAUGGGGGUCAGCAGGGUUGAUCUCAGCAAUUGAUAGGCUUCCUUUAGUUCCAGGGGUUCUUGAAGUAGUAGGCAUUGGCUACACUGGGUGGUUUGCAUACAAGAACCUACUUUUCAAGCCAGAGAGGGAAGCUUUGAUACGAAAAAUAAAAGAAACGUAUAAAGAGAUUACUGGGAGCAGCUAAAAGAGUGGGGAAAUUGGAGGUAUCUCUAUCUUGCAGUUGCACCAUUCAAUUGAAGAUGUAAUCGUGCUUCAUUUGCCUCACUAUAAAAUCUUCACUUUCUGACCAUAUAAUGUAAUCUAGCCACAAAAUAAAUGUAACUACUUUAUUAUUACUAUAUAUUUUAAUUUAAUAAUCCAUUUCAAUUAAAUGCCAUUUCUACAGCUAUCA